Messenger RNA from Glossina fuscipes, 979 nucleotides. Its product is annotated as rRNA N6-adenosine-methyltransferase ZCCHC4-like. Gene Ontology annotation, biological process: rRNA methylation. Gene Ontology annotation, cellular component: cytoplasm; nucleolus. The record is from RefSeq and is a predicted model, not a curated record. Bases 1 to 954 code for a protein of 317 amino acids. The transcript has 4 exons. Gene Ontology annotation, molecular function: rRNA (adenine-N6-)-methyltransferase activity. NCBI's taxonomy places the organism in Eukaryota, Metazoa, Arthropoda, Insecta, Diptera, Glossinidae.
AUGGCGGUUAGAAACAAGGUCACUGCGAUCGAAGAUCCAACCUCAUUUUUACUACCUAUAGACAAUGCUAAGGGAAACGCUCAAUAUUACUUUGAUUUAAAAGCUUUAAAAUUCUUUGAAAACUGUUUAAGGAAACUGGAAAUAAGCAAAAUACUUUGCAUCGGAGCUCCUCGAUUACAUGGUUAUUUACGAAAUCAUUGCAAGGAUUGGUUGCACAGUUUUUUGCUCGAUUUGGAUCAUCGGUUCCACUACUUUUAUGAUGACGAAGAAUUUGCCUGGUAUAAUAUGUGCAACAAUUUUUUCUUCGACGAGUGCCAAAGGCGAAAAUUUAUAAGAUUUUUAAAAAUUAAAAGCUCGCAACGCCUACUUCUAUUCACAGAUCCACCUUUCGGGUGCCGAACAGAACCUAUAAUUAACACUUUGCGCGGGCUUAGUAAGCUCUUUAACGAAAUCAACCUUUUGCCUCACCAGCCGUUACCUACCUUCUGGAUUUUUCCAUACUUCUCAGAACAAUACAUACAAGCAGAAUGCUCGGCGUUUGAAAUGUGCGAUUAUAAAAUCAAUUACAUUAAUCAUUUAUCGUAUACGGAUAAUGGACAUAAAUUUCGUAAACUCGGUUCGCCCGUACGACUUUUCACAAAUGUGCCUUUGGAAAUGCUUAAGCUGCCAGUCAGAGAAGGAUAUAAAUAUUGUGCGAGAUGUGAACGUUAUACAGCUUUGGAAAAUCAUCACUGUAACAAAUGCAACAAAUGUCCUUCAAAAAAUGGUGCCACCUAUCGGCAUUGCUUAAAUUGCGGUAUAUGUGUUAAGCCCUAUUACGUCCAUUGCGUUAACUGCCAACGUUGUACCCAAAAAGAGGGCCACAAUUGCGCAGAAUAUCAGACCAAGCAGAGAUGUCGGACAUGCAACAAGCAAGGGCACACUGAGCUUAAAUGCUCACUUAGGAAAGCGUAAAAAGUAUAUGGAAUUGCGCACGAUU